CAAUGGAAUUCAACCCCUCAUCAACUCGGUUUCUUUUCAUCAUCAGACAUAAAGUCCUUCAAAAUCCCAGUGAAACGAAGUGCACCUCACCGUAACGCAAUGGAGAGUGGAUCGUGCAACUGCUGCAAGAGUGAAUUGGAACUCAUCACCAGAGAUCUAUUCAACGAGCUUAAUAACAGAGCAAAGAGACUAUCCUUACGUCUUCGGAAACGACUUGAGAGUUUGUCUCGUUCCGUCCGCAAGGCAGUGACGGAGCAAAUAGAGGACGACUGUACGCCACUGUAUCGCGCCUGUUACAGAGACAAAAUUGAGAUGGUAAAGUAUUUAGUAGAAGUGUGCGAUGCUGACAUCGAACUGAAGUGUAGGUUCCGUUGUUGCGAAUUCUAUGAGGCGAGGAGUUGCACUAGACCAACGAUUGACAGAUACACGCCGCUUUGUUUUGCCUGCAAAUUCGGAUGCUAUUCCACCGUGAAAUACUUGAUCCAGCAGGGUAGUAAAGUGAAUGACCGCACCCAAUGCGGCACAACGCCGCUACUAGCCGCCUGCAGCUAUCCGAGCAUCGACGUAGUACAAUACCUAAUAGCACACGGAGCGGAUGUCCAUGCUAAGGAUUACAACGGUACGACUGGUCUGAUGUUUGCGGUCGAGUCGCUGCAGUUGUGUAAAUACUUGAUCGCGAAAGGAGUAGACAUCACAGCGCGUGAUGUGGACGGCAAAACGGCUCUGCACUAUGCGAUUGAGAGUAAAAAUUUAGAAACUACCAAACUGCUGCUAGAUCACGGAUCAGACCCGUACCUUCAAAGCCGUGACAGAGGCGAUGCUCUGUGUACAGCGGCCAUCGUGGGGGCAACUGAUAUACUAUACCAUCUCAUCGACCGGUUCAAAUGGCUGCUGGGGAGGCUAGCCUCAGCUCUCGAGUUGCUUGGGUCAAGUCUGAUCGGUUCUAAUCCCACAGCAGCAAACGAGGUAGUACAUCACUGGCGAAAAGCUUGCCUCUUUCGAUCGUAUCAUGUUCUGCUCCGAAAGCGGCGAAUACAAUCCGCCUUCAGUCAACACAUCGAAUUUGAAUCUUUCACUGAGUUGAGGCAGAUUUCCGCAAAUCAGGAUGCGAUACGAGUGCAAGGAAUAUUAAUUCGUGAAAGAAUACUGGGCAAUGGACACGAGGACUAUUCGUCGUAUUUGUUGAAACAAAAUGAUAUUCCACGUCGGAUAUCUCGCAUCGAAAUGUGGAUUGAGUUGCUAGAGAUUCGGAUCACUGCUUGUACCGUAUUGCACUCCGACAGCUGUCAUAUCGCAUGGGCAAUUAUAUUGUUCUGGCUAGAUUCGAUGAAUGAAUCACGUCUGCCGAAAUUUAACUGUGUUUUAUCUAUGUUCGAACUGCUGGUACCAAAUAUCAUCGAAGUCCGCAGCCAGCUUAACAUUGAACCGUUCCACCUCGACCACAAUCAUAACUUCGAUUAUAUGGUCAGAUGUCUAUUGCAUCUUCUAUACAUUUCACUCGUCUUAGCCAAAGAUGAGGACGAGCAUAUAGCGAUUGAUACCUGGGUUCGGCAUCUGAUCCAUCAUGAUGUACGACACAAGUUCGGCGACUGGACUUUGCUGCAUCUAUCCGUCAUGAAGCCGAGACUGUUCUUGAGCAAAUAUUACGACUAUAGGGGACCACAUACAGAAUCGCUAUUUCCGAAUGUAAACGUGGUUGAACGGCUGCUGAAAUGUGGAAUGCCGGUAAAUAUAUACGAUUGUAAUAAAGCUGCGCCAAUACUGCAUGCCUCCAUACCACGUAACUACAAACGAGAGGUGUUCCAAGUCCUGCUCAAUCACGGUGCCCAUGUGUGUUUUCCAAAUUUGGACGGCCACCUGCCGUCGGAUUAUAUCGCGGAAAACCCGGAAAACGACACCCCGCUGAUUGAGUACAUCACACUGAAAUGUAUCGUCGCGAAAAAGAUCAUUGCGUCGGGUGUCCCGUUCUGGAGGCAACUCCCCAAAACUAUGUGGAGCUUCAUCUGGGCGCACGGAAAUGCUCCUGAAUGGGGCAGUCUACAAUGCACCAACGGCUCUUGCCUUUACCCUUCCGAUGAUUGAGCAUCAGAACCGGAAGAGUACCAAAUAAAUCCUCGCACGGUCGAGCGAUACACGAGUUUAGAUUCUAGGAAAUUGUUAAGAAACCUCAAAUCCGAAACUCUCUGCCAAUGCAAUGAGAAUUCCAGAUAAACCUAAGAAGGUUAAAUACAAAGAUUAACUCGAAAGAAAAA
Molecule: messenger RNA, 2252 nt
Organism: Toxorhynchites rutilus septentrionalis
Lineage: Eukaryota; Metazoa; Arthropoda; Insecta; Diptera; Culicidae
Product: protein fem-1 homolog C-like
Exons: 3
Coding region: 100-2082 (660 amino acids)
Molecular function (GO): protein binding
Source: RefSeq, a predicted model, not a curated record